AUGGCUGAUGGUCUCUGUUUAUUCUCUAAGGAUAGCUUGAUUAUAAAAAAUCCGAAGAAAAACCCCCUGGUGUUGAGAAUGGUGGUUUUAAUGUUUGUGAUGGCCUGCGGGGUUUAUAUAUGUUCAGUUUGUCUAAGGCAAUAUAGUGCACGCUCCAGUGAACAUCUAUUAGAAGUUCAAGUGGUCGAGAGGUCGUGUGAAGCACCUAAUGUUGAGCCUUCAGAAAAACAUUAUGUGCAUUUUCCUAAGCCCAAGACUUUCAGCAGGUCCGAGUGCGCAUGCAUUCCCGUACGAUAUUUUGCUAUUUUAUCCACCCAGAGGUCCGGGAGUGGAUGGUUUGAGACAUUGUUGAACAGUCAUAUUAACAUAAGCUCCAAUGGGGAAAUCUUCUCAGUUAAGGUUCGGAGGAGUAACAUAUCGACAAUUGUGGAAACUUUGGAUAAAAUCUAUAAUCUGGACUGGUUUACUAGUGCCUCCAAGAAUGAGUGUACAGCUGCCAUUGGAUUGAAAUGGAUGCUUAAUCAGGGUUUAAUGCAGAAUCAUGAAGAAAUAGUGAAAUACUUCAAUACUAAAGGAGUUUCAGCAAUUUUUCUCUUCAGAAGAAAUCUUUUGCGCCGGAUGAUUUCGAUACUUGCUAAUUCCUAUGAUUGGAAUGCUAAACUGCUGAACGGGACACACAAAUCUCAUGUUCAUUCGACCCACGAGGCCGAGAUACUUGCUAGAUACAAGCCUACACUCAAUACAACAUUGCUGAUACCCAAUCUGAGGCAAGUGGACGACAUGGUUACUAAAUCUUUAGAAUAUUUCAAGAGCACUCGACAUAUCAUUCUUUACUACGAGGAUGUAGUAAAGAACGCAACUAAAUUGAUGGACGUCCAAGAUUUUCUAAAGGUUCCACGAAGGGACCUGAAUAGUCGUCAGGUGAAGAUACACCGUGGGUCCUUAUCGUCUCAGGUCGAAAAUUGGGGGGACGUUGAGAAGACGCUCAAUGGAACAUGUUAUGAAAGCUAUUUAAACGAGGAUUACAAGAUGUAA
Fraxinus pennsylvanica is the source of this 1035-nucleotide messenger RNA. The record is from the annotation of a GenBank genome assembly. NCBI's taxonomy places the organism in Eukaryota, Viridiplantae, Streptophyta, Magnoliopsida, Lamiales, Oleaceae.